AUGUCUCUUCUCCACAAUGAAGACUUCACCAUCUGGCAAUUACGCUCGAACUACCUCUCUACGAUUAAAGACGGCAUCGGAGAUCGUUUGAUCAAUGUUAACAAUUCUGUCCUCAAUACUCCUGGAUUCCGCGCCGCGGGCUGGUCCACUGCAACAACAUCCCACGUGAAACGCACCCACUCUCCUCCGAUUCCAACCACAGCAGCCGUCUCCUCAGAAUACUACCGCCUAGCCGUACGAGAUGCGAAUGCGGCGAGGAAUGAACUACAAGGCCUCGGCCUGGAAGACGGCGAGGAUGACGAGGGGGGCAUGGUGACUGGCAAAAGUCAGAUGGAGAUUACAGGGCGACGACAUCAUGCGCGAACCGGGAAGAAGAAGGGCAGACGGGAUCGCCAUCAGGAAAAUCAGCGCCACCCUGAAGAGGACGACGACGAUAGUAGUGAUUUGAGUGAUGAUAGCGACGAAGACGGGGAUAACAUGCAAAGUGGUGCCGAACAGAUCAAGUUUACCAGGAUGCCGGUUCGCCGGGACCGAGCUGACUCUUCGCCUAUCCGCUCGAGUGAACAGCGUGAACGACCGGAGGUUAUGAUAACAUCACCUUCCACUCAGAAUGUGGCAGGCCAUUAUCGAACAGGGUCGCUGGGCACGACAAUGCCGAAUAAGGAGCAAAGGCCGCGGCGAGAUACGACAACAAGCAGUGAUUUGUCUACCGACAACGAAAUCGAGACGCAUGGAUUUAAGCCAGGACAGGUUCAAUUCUCCACUACAGAUCAAGUGGUUGAGCGUCCUCGAAGGCGACGUGAGAGAACAGGCAGUCGAGGAGCUGAUAGUAUCAUGCUCGAAGACUUGCAUGAGCAAGAUGAGGACUCGGGUGCCGAAUCUGCUGGCUCUGCUCUGUCCUCGGAAUUCGACGCCACAGCCGGUUCGGGCUCGCUAUUGUUGAUCGGGGUGGGCAUGACGGGCCCUCUGGAUUCAUCCUCACCAAUGGCCCUAAUGCACAAGUUGCCUAGUGGAACUGGACCAAGUGGCAAUGCCUCACCACGGAAAUAUAAAACGCCAGGCCCAGAAUUGCAAGAGCUUCCACCUCCGCGACCGAUCAGCAUAGUCCAGCCAGUCAGCUUGUUGACGAAACAGCUCAAGUCCCGCAAACGUGCACCGAGUAAUCCGGUUGAGAAGUUCAUGGUUCUUUCUGGACGAGGUCUGGAUGAUCCAUUGUAUCUGAAGAUUUACCUUCCCUUUUCAUCGGAUCCUGAGGAGCCAAUCGACCUACCAGUCAUUCGAGAGUCCAAGCUUUUCUCACAUCCUGCUCCGAUCACAGUUGCGGAGACGAUUGGUCUUGCUCUCUGGAAAUACUCUGAAGAUUCACGUGAACCAAAGAUCGACCGAAAAAAGUUGACUGUGAAUCGAUGGGCUCUUCGCAUGGUUGACGAUGGAGAGGUUGAGUAUGACUUCCCGGCGCUUUCGCGGAACCUUCCCAUGACGGACUUUACUUCGAACAACAACCAAGCAGCAAAGGCACGAGGACGCUCACGAGGCAAACCGUACGAUGAGUUUGCUUUGGUAGAGGCUUCCAAGGCUGAGUAUGAAGAAAAUGAACGAUCAUACCCGCAGUAUAGCCAGUAUAUCGAGCCUGAGGAACCCGAACAGCAGACGAAUCUUGCUGUUCCAGCAGCUAUUCCCGCUCAGCCUGCUCCGUCGGCGAAGUCGAUUGUGGGCCGCGUGAAUCCUAUCUUGGGCCAGCCAUUCUCGUCCGCUCUCAAUGAUAACACAUUGACCCCGGCAGACCGGCCUGCAGUUCCCGUUUCUCAUGCCACUCCUCGACUCGGUGUCUCUAAGACUCUUAAAAUCCGCUACAUCAACCUGGAGGCUUCGGCUCAUGUCAUGACCCUGAACACAUCCUCUGACAGUUAUAUCGCGGAGAUUUUGGACUCUGUGUGCAAACGCUGGGGCCUGGACAAGGGGAAUUAUCUUCUCAAGGUGAUGGGAUCGAACACCAUCGCACCGCUGGACCGCACUGUCGAGGCGCUAGGGAACAUUACCGAACUCGACCUUGUUCGUCGCCGAUUUGGCGUCGGUCCUCUUGCCAUGGGCGGCUCACCAGGCAGCUCUUCACCGAAUGCGCCCUUGAUGGUGGACAGCAACAAGCCCGCAGCGGUCAAGAAAGGAAAGAAGAGUAAUCUACCUUCAUCCUCGCAGAAACAAGACCUCAUCGGCGGAUACUACCGACGAUACCAUGUCUUCCGCAAGCAAUCCAUGUCAUUCACCACCUCGAACCAUCGCAUCCUUACCUUUGACAACGACUACAUGCACAUCAUGCCAGGCGACACUGGAAAGACAGUCUCCAAUGCCAAGACCCGCUCGAUCAACUUCAGUGAAGUGGUCGGCUCCAAGGUUAGCCAGCGACAUCCCAAGAGUUUCCGGGUUGUGGUUUUGCGUGGCAACGAUGCCACGGAACAGAAGCGCUAUGACUUUGAGGCGCGGAAUGCGUUGGAGGCUAUUGAGAUUGUUGAUGAGAUUAAGAAGAACAUGCAGCAGUAUCGACCUUGA
This is a messenger RNA of Penicillium subrubescens, 2547 nucleotides long. RefSeq names its product Sin1 family protein. Gene Ontology annotation, cellular component: plasma membrane; cytoplasm; TORC2 complex. Lineage: Eukaryota; Fungi; Ascomycota; Eurotiomycetes; Eurotiales; Aspergillaceae. Gene Ontology annotation, biological process: TORC2 signaling. Gene Ontology annotation, molecular function: phosphatidylinositol-4,5-bisphosphate binding. The transcript is spliced from 3 exons. The record is from RefSeq and is a predicted model, not a curated record. Bases 1 to 2547 code for a protein of 848 amino acids.